GUCCGGUCCCCGCUUCGAUGCGCUUCGGAGCCGAGAUGAUGCCGAUGUUUCUCACCGUGUACCUCAGCAACAACGAGCAACACUUCACUGAAGUUCCAGUCACUCCGGGAACACUGUGCAGAGACGUGGUGGAUCUGUGCAAGGAACCUGGGGAAAACGAAUGCCACCUGGCCGAAGUUUGGGGCGGCUCUGAGCGACCUGUGGCCGAUAAUGAACGCAUAUUUGACAUUCUACAGAGAUUUGGAAGCCAGAGAAAUGAUGUUCGUUUCUUUCUUCGUCAUGAGCGGCCCCCAAGCAGGGAUAUAGUUAGUGGACCCCGGUCUCAAGAUCCAAAUCCAAAAAGAAAUGGUGUAAAAGUUCCCGGUGAACAGAGAAGAAAGGAGAAUGGGGUUAAUAACCCUAGGAUGGAUCUGACUCUGUCUGAACUUCAGGAAAUGGCAUCUCGGCAGCAGCAGCAGAUUGAGGCCCAGCAGCAGAUGCUAGCUACUAAGGAACAGCGCUUAAAAUUUUUGAAGCAACAAGAUCAACGUCUCCAGCAACAAGCAGCUGAGCAGGAGAAGCUUAAGAGGCUAAAAGAAAUAGCUGAGAGUCAGGAAGCAAAGCUCAAAAAAGUGAGAGCACUUAAAGGCCACGUCGAGCAGAAGAGGCUGAGCAAUGGGAAACUGGUGGAGGAAAUCGAGCAGAUGAAUAGCUUGUUCCAGCAGAAGCAGAGGGAGCUCGUCCUGGCUGUGUCCAAAGUAGAGGAACUUACCAGGCAGUUGGAGAUGCUCAAGAACGGCAGGAUCGACGGCCACCAUGACAACCAGUCAGCGGUGUCAGAACUCGACCGGCUCUACAAGGAGCUGCAGUUAAGAAACAAAUUGAAUCAAGAGCAGAAUGCUAAACUGCAGCAGCAGAGGGAGUGUCUGAAUAAGCGCAAUUCAGAAGUGGCGGUCAUGGACAAGCGUGUUAAUGAGCUGAGGGACCGUCUGUGGAAGAAGAAGGCAGCCCUGCAACAGAAAGAAAAUCUGCCCGUGUCAUCUGAUGGCCAUCUCCCUCAGCCGGGCCUCGCUGCCCCGAGUCGUGUGGCUGCGGUGGGCCCCUACAUCCAGUCUUCCACCAUGCCUCGGAUACCCUCGCGCCCCGAACUUCUAGUGAAGCCAGCAUUGCCGGAUGGUUCCUUGGCCACGCAGGCCUCCGAGGGACCGAUCAAAGUACAGACGCUGCCCAAUAUGAGGUCUGGGGCCACUUCACAAAAUAAAGGCUCUAAAAUCCAUCCACUUGGCCCUGAUUGGAAUCCUCCAAACACAGAUCUUUUUCCCAACCAAGCCUCUGCUUCUGUCCCUAAAAACUCUGGGACCACGCCUGAUCCAAUUGAUGAUGGGGAGGUUCCGUUGAGGGAAAAAGAGAAGAAAGUGCGCCCCUUUUCCAUGUUUGACACAGUGGACCAAUCUGCAGCCCCCUCCUCCUUUGGUACUUUGAGGAAAAACCAGAGCAGUGAAGAUAUCCUACGGGAUGCACAGGCUGCCAAUAAAAAUGUGGCAAAAGUACCACCUCCUGUGCCAUCAAAACCCAAACAGAUUAAUUUGCCUUAUUUUGGACAGACAACUCCGUCACCAGCAGACGUUAAGGCGGACGGAAAUCUGCAGCAGUUGUCGGCAGCUGUUGUUUCUGUGGGAAGCAAACCCAAAACUGUGGGCCAGCCACAGCGCGUUGUGCUGUCCCCUGGGGCACCUUCAGCUGGCCAAGAUCAGACCCUUUCUUCAGUUGCUAAGCAAGAAAGCCCACCUGCUGCUGCAGUCCGACCUUUCACCCCACAGCCUACCAAAGACGCCCCUCUUCCACCUUUUCGAAAACCCCAGACAGUUGCUGCCAGCUCAAUCUACUCCAUGUACACACAGCAACAGGCCCCCGGCAAGAACUUCCAGCAGGCUGUGCAGAGUGCCUUGACCAAGACACAUUCCAGGGGCCCGAACUUCUCCAGCAUCUAUGGCAAGCCUGUGAUUGCAGCUGCCCAGAAUCCUUCUCAGCACCCGGAGAACAUUUAUUCCAAUAACCAGAGCAAGCCCGGCAGCCCCGAGCCAGACACGGAGCCCGUUUCUUCACUCCAGGAGAGCCAGGAAAAUGAAAGGAUUCCUCGGCCUCUCAGCCCAACCAAAUUGCUGCCUUUCUUAUCUAAUCCUUACCGAAACCAGAGUGAUGCCGACUUAGAAGCCCUCCGAAAGAAGCUGUCGAACGCACCAAGGCCUCUGAAAAAGCGCAGUUCCAUUACAGAGCCCGAGGGGCCGAAUGGACCAAAUAUUCAGAAACUUCUGUACCAGCGGACAACCAUCGCUGCCAUGGAGACCAUCUCCACUCCCUCCUACCCUUCCAAGUCGACUACAGUGACUGUCAGCCCAGAAAGCCCCUUGGAAAUCCAGAAUCCCUAUCUGCAUGUGGAACCAGAAAAGGAGGCAGUCUCCUCGGUUCCUGAGCCUGUGUCCCCACAGGAAGCAGGGGGUGUCUCGACAGAGCACAGCGGCAUGCCAGCUCCUACUCCGGGUCUUGAGUUUGUACCUGAAGGAGUCCCUGACAGCAGCCCCAACUUCCAGAAUAAUGUAGAAGAACCAAACUCAGAGGCCCCCAAUCUGCUGGAAGUCUACCUGGAGGAGUACCCCCCCUACCCACCACCCCCAUACCCUUCUGGGGAACCUGAGGGACCCGGAGAAGACUCUGGGAGCAUGUGUCCACCUGAGGUCACCGGGCAGGCCCCUCUUCCUCCCGGCAAAAGGACAAACUUACGGAAAAUUGGCUCAGAGCGGAUUGCUCACGGAAUGAGGGUGAAGUUCAACCCGCUGGCUUUACUUCUAGAUUCCUCUUUGGAGGGAGAAUUUGACCUUGUACAGAGAAUUAUUUAUGAGGUUGAUGACCCGAGCCUGCCUAAUGAUGAAGGCAUCACAGCACUUCACAAUGCUGUGUGUGCCGGCCACACAGAGAUUGUGAAGUUCCUGGUGCAGUUUGGUGUGAAUGUAAAUGCUGCUGAUAGUGAUGGAUGGACCCCAUUGCACUGUGCAGCUUCCUGCAACAACGUCCAGGUGUGUAAGUUCCUGGUGGAGUCGGGCGCUGCUGUGUUCGCCAUGACCUGCAGCGACAUGCAGACCGCAGCUGACAAGUGCGAGGAGAUGGAGGAAGGCUACACCCAAUGCUCCCAGUUCCUCUAUGGCGUUCAGGAGAAGAUGGGGAUCAUGAACAGAGGAGUCAUUUAUGCGCUCUGGGAUUAUGAGCCUCAGAAUGACGACGAGCUGCCCAUGAAGGAGGGGGACUGCAUGACGAUCAUCCGAAGGGAGGAUGAAGAUGAAAUCGAGUGGUGGUGGGCACGGCUCAAUGACAAGGAGGGCUAUGUCCCCCGCAACUUGCUGGGGCUAUAUCCAAGAAUUAAACCAAGACAGAGGAGCUUGGCCUGAGACAGCCUUGGAAUUGAGUCAAUGAACAAUGAAUGAAUCUCUGUUAUCACUAAAGAAAUACUCUGGUUGUCCCUGGCACACAUUUUAUGAGAUUGGGUGACAUCAUUCUUUGGAAGCAUGAAGAAUAUGCUCUGGAAGCAAAUGAAGGUUGGGAGGAUUUGAUAUUCAUGGAGAACAUUAAGCAUGAUGACGUAGAGCUCCUGAGUCUGUUAGUCUACCCUACAUCAAGAUGAAAGUGGCACUGGGAAAGACAGACAGGAAAUCUAGUUCUCUGCCAGAAGUAGAACCAUGUUCUGAGCAACUGGAAAACGAGUUGGAUGUCCUACCCCUCUGGUGCUUCUUGGCUCUUGAAUCUGCUCCCAACAUCCCCCACAAGGACCACCCAAUCAGUGCCCCCUUCUGGGGACACAUGUGAAGGCUGGAAGCUUCUGAACGCUGUGUGUUGUCAGGGAAGAGUUGUUAGUUGGUUAUCAAUGCACAAUAACUUUCUUACAUGACUUCUUGUAGCUGCUUAAGAUUUAUAAAGAUAUUUGAAAGUCGAAUCUAAUCUACAAUAUAGGUGAUGUGAUUUAGAAUCUCAUUUUUAGGCUGAAUUUGAAUCUAUAUUUAUUAUCUUUUUGUAUCUUGGAAAUUACAGACUUGCGAUAAACCUCCCCAUGUUAUUUGUCAUGAUCCUAGCUGACUUUGAAAACAGUUGUAAUAAAGCGAAACUUUUGGACUCAAA
Messenger RNA from Suncus etruscus (white-toothed pygmy shrew), 4146 nucleotides. It is a transcript of the gene TP53BP2, whose product is annotated as tumor protein p53 binding protein 2. Gene Ontology annotation, cellular component: nucleus. Gene Ontology annotation, molecular function: p53 binding. NCBI's taxonomy places the organism in Eukaryota, Metazoa, Chordata, Mammalia, Eulipotyphla, Soricidae. The transcript has 18 exons. Gene Ontology annotation, biological process: regulation of apoptotic process. The coding region runs from base 18 to 3422 and encodes 1134 amino acids. The record is from RefSeq and is a predicted model, not a curated record.